UAUACAAAGCUGUCCUACUUGGCUUGUAUACCAAUUGAAACAUUGUUAAUCUUGUUUGAGCCCUUGGCCGGCCUUGGCCAAUUGUAGGCACAAAUUCAGACCCCUAUGCGAGUCGUGUGUGCUAACAAGACCUGCUUUAAGUACAGCAUCAAACGAAGCAGUUGCGCCGUGUUGUGUGCGUGUACGCGUAGCCCUUUAAAAAAGGUUGGGCCACACAGGGAUGCCGCCGGUGGAGUGCCCAGGCAUGACACGAGGGGUGCACACGCUUCGGCGACUUCUGCCGCGGUCCUGGCGCACUGAGUUGUGGGCUGCACAGGGACCCGUGGCGCGCCACAACAGCAGUAGCAGUAGCCGCAGCAGCAGUGGUGCCGGCGCCGGAGCACCACCAGCAGUAGCAGUAGCAGCAGCAGCCGCCAGAGCGGGAGCGGCUGCCCCCGCCUGCCGCAGGGGCGCAUCUCACAAGCCCGCUGCAAGGCCACUUGCGCCUUCCAGUCCUUCCUUCUCCAGCGCCCCGACCCAAAACUCCGCCUGGCGGCUUUGCCAGUCGCCACAACACCUCGCUGCUCGGCCACACGCACCGGCACCACCGGCGCCGUCAGCCUCAGCGCCCACACGGCGGUCAGUAGCAGCAUUAGCUUCACCCACGCCAUCAACACCUGCAUCAACGUCAGCGGCCUCAACAGCACCAGCACCAACAACACCAGCAGCACCAGCACCAACAGCACCAGCACCACCAGCACCAGCAGCACCACUGCCAGCGGCUUCCCGGCCGGCGCUGACCUCCACGCCGCAGCUGCCGCUGUGCCGGCGGCCGGCCGCCCACGUGGAGCCGCUGGCGGCGGUGGCGCGCUGGCGGCAGGCGCAGGCGGAGCGCAUUGCGGCGCUGGGCGACACCUGGGAGCAGCGAGACGGCGGGCCAGGGGCGGAGCUACUGCUGCGGGAGCUGGACUGGGUGCUGGACGACGUCAUUGAGGCGGUCAGGUACGGCCCACCCACCACCACCACCACCGCCACCACCACCACCACCACCACCACCACCACCACCACCACCACCACCACCACCACCACCACGGCGGCGGCAGCGGCGGCCGGCCCCACCUCUCCCUCUCUCUCCCCUGCCAACGCCAGCACCGGGAGCAGCACCUCAGGCAGCGCGGGCGCGGGCGCGGGUGCGAGUGCGGGCGCAGCUGCCGCCCGCUCCUCCUCCGAGCUGUCGGGCUGGGAGGAGACCAGCUGGCGGCUGCUGGAGCCGGCGGUGCGGGCGGCGGCCACGCGGCGGCAGGACACGUCGGGCUGGCAGCUGCGGCUGCGCGAGCCCAGCGCCCUGCUGUGGGAGUGGUGGGAGCGCCGGCUGACGGAGCGUGUGCCGUUCCAGUACCUCAUCUCCUCCGCGCACUGGCACACCUACGUGCUGGCGGUGGGGCCGGGCGUGCUGGUGCCGCGCCCCGAGACCGAGGCCUUCCCACAGCUGGUGGCGGCGGCGCUGGCGCGGCGGCCGCGGCUGGCGGCGGCGCCGUGGGCGGACCUGGGCACAGGCAGCGGCGCCAUAGCCAUUGCCGCCGCGGACGUGCUGCGCAAGAAGAACAAGGCCGCGGAGGUGUGGGCGGUGGACGUGAGCCCCACCGCCGCCGCCUACGCCGCCUUUAACGCGGCCCUGGUGCUGGGCAGUGAGCCCAGCGACAGCAGCAGCACAACCACCAACAGCAGUAGCACAACCACAACCACUAGCAACAGUAGCACAACUACCAACAGCAGCGCCACCAGCUCCGGCACCAGCACCAGCACGGGCCAGGCCGCCCCGCGCCACGUGCGUGUGGUGUUGGGCAGCUGGUUCGCCCCGCUGCGGGCGGCGGGGCUGGCGGGGCGGCUGGGCGGGCUGCUGAGCAACCCGCCGUACAUCCCCCGGCGGCAGAUGCGGGGGCUGCAGGAGGAGGUGGGGCGGCACGAACCCGCGGGCGCGCUGGACGGCGGCGAGGGACCCGGGCUGGACAGCCUGCAGGAGCUGUGUGACGGGGCGGCGGAGAUGCUGGCGCCUGGCGGGCUAGUCGCGUUCGAGACGGCCGGCGGCGAGCAGGCGGACCUUGUGGCGGGGCUGUUGCGGCGGCAGCAGCAGCAGCAGCAGAAGCAUGGAGAUGGCGGCGGCAGUAGCAGCAGUGGCAGGGAUACUGCAGGGCCGGGCUCGGACACGCCUGCGUUUGUGGAUGUGGAGGUGCUGGAGGACUGCUACGGCGUGAGGCGCUUCGUGCGCGCGUACCGGGCGGACUGAACGGCGGCGGUGCCACUUGUCGAGCAGGUGGCUGCUGGGGGUGCAGGGUGUCGAGCAGGUGGCUGCUGGGGGUGCAGCGAUGGGGUUGGCGGAUCGGGAUAUGACCAAAUAACCGUAUUUUGUAGAAGGCCUAAGCGACCUUCUCGCCCUUAGUUGUAUUCAUAUCAUAAAACUACACAUCUACUUGCGCAGGCAAGCAUGGCAAACUCGUCGCAGCUCGCGAAGACCGCAGAGGCGCUGAUGGCUGCGGCAUUGAACGAGGCCUCGGCCGCGGCCUCGGGCGCAAGCAGCGACACCGUGGCCGAGCUGCGCCACAUCCACGGCAUUGCGAUCAAGCUGCUGGCAAGCCAGGAGGCGGCGACGGAGAAGCUGCUGGCGGGACAGGAGGCGAUGCGGCAGGAGCUCGCCGGGUUGCGGGCGGGGCAGGCAGCACUGCUGCAGGAGCUGGCGGCUGCGCGGCAGGCGGCUGCGCGGGAGGGGCGGGCGGCGCGCCUGCAGAGGGCUAUUCAUAUUGCCGCAACGCGUUACCCGAACGGCGAGAUCAUAUGGGUCCUGAUGGCUCUAAGCCGCGGCCUGACGGCGAUAGACAUGGAAGCCUGCCCAGGUUUCAGCCGAUUCAGUUCCGAGGAAUGCCGCACACGCCUGGUGAAUGACCUGGAGAGCCUGACGGGCCUGAGCUUCCGGCUAGAGAAGAAGGGGAGAAGCUGGUGCCUGCAGGAGCAGCAGAAGUAGCGGGGUGCGAGAGCACAAGGAAAGAAACACGCAGGAGUGGUGUGUGCGGCGGAAGGCGGAGACACGCGGCCAGGACUGGUGGGGCGGCGGCAAGUAAGGCUGGCUCGCAGCUAGCGGGGGAGAACCAUGCGGUGAUCGAUGGGGAGUUGACUGCCCGUCGCUGCAUGCCAUGCAUAGCAUACAAGUGGGCGGUUAUGAGGGGUUGGGAUGUAAUUGCUAUUGACCUAUGUAUGCAAGCCACUUGGCGCAACUGCUCCAACGGCCACGUGGGCAGUUGGCCUGGGCAGUUCAUUGGUCACCCGCACGGUCAGUUGUAGAUGCCAAUUUGCAGCACUGCCACACAUGUCCAAACACCACGACGUGCACAGCUGUCCUGAUGCUGUGCAAGGAAGGUUGCUGCUAGAAAGAGCGAGGCUGGCGGGUGGAUGGGAAGGUAGAGGUACUGCCCGUCUGCUCGUGUGCUUAAUUGGUGGGGUGAGGUGAGGUGUGAGCAUGGCGGGCGCACACACAGGCUUUGCCGCCGGCCCUGGCAUGAGGCGGGAUGGCGCUGCACCGCUGGCAGAAGGAAAGUUGGGGCGAGCUGUACGGUAGUUCAUGAGACAGGGCGCACCUGUCGGUGUCGGAGCUGCUUUGUAAGGUACGGUGGAU
Chlamydomonas reinhardtii is the source of this 3646-nucleotide messenger RNA. RefSeq lists its product as uncharacterized. The transcript has 7 exons. Lineage: Eukaryota; Viridiplantae; Chlorophyta; Chlorophyceae; Chlamydomonadales; Chlamydomonadaceae. The coding region runs from base 221 to 2266 and encodes 681 amino acids. The record is from RefSeq and is a predicted model, not a curated record.